Molecule: messenger RNA, 1998 nt
Organism: Setaria italica (foxtail millet)
Lineage: Eukaryota; Viridiplantae; Streptophyta; Magnoliopsida; Poales; Poaceae
Product: protein disulfide isomerase-like 1-2
Exons: 11
Coding region: 40-1644 (534 amino acids)
Biological process (GO): protein folding; response to endoplasmic reticulum stress
Cellular component (GO): endoplasmic reticulum
Molecular function (GO): protein disulfide isomerase activity
Source: RefSeq, a predicted model, not a curated record
CGAGCCCGCGUUUCUGAGUUCGACCCCGCCCCUCAUUAAAUGCCGACCUCCUCGUCGACCUCGAGACGAUCUCGUCUCGGGUUGCCUCUACACCAAACAGUCGCAGCAAUGGCGACCUCCUUGCGACUCCCCUUCGCCUUCCUCGCGGCGCUGCUGCUGCUGCUGCUGUCGUCGUCGACAGCCCGCGCGGAGGAGGAGGCGGUGCUGACGCUGGACGCCGGCAACUUCUCGGAGGUGGUGGCGGAGCACCAGUUCGUCGUCGUCGAGUUCUACGCCCCCUGGUGUGGCCAUUGCAAGCAACUAGCUCCAGAGUACGAGAAGGCCGCGUCCAUCCUGAGCAAACAUGACCCACCAAUCGUGCUUGCCAAGGUUGACGCGAACAAGAAGAACAAGGAUCUCAGCGGCAAGUACGACGUGCAGGGGUUCCCCACCAUCAUGAUCUUGAGGAACCAAGGGGACAGUGUGCGGGAGUACAAUGGCCCCAGGGACGCGGAUGGCAUAGUGGAGUACCUGAAGAAACAGGUCGGCCCAGCGUCUGUCGAGAUCAAGUCGGUGGAGGAUGCCACAAAACUGAUCGGUGACAAGGGUGUGGCCAUUGUUGGAGUUUUCCCUGCGUUUGGUGGUAGUGAGUACGAGAAUUUCAUGGCCGUGGCAGAGAAAAUGAGAAAUGACUAUGACUUCCUCCACACAUUGGAUGCCAGUAUUCUUCCGCAAGGUGACAAGGCUGUCAAAGGGCCUGUUGUUCGGCUUUUUAAACCAUUCGAUGACCUCUUUGCUGAUUCCCAGGAUUUUGACAAAGAUGCGCUACAAAAGUUUAUCGAAGUUUCUGGUUUCCCAACUGUAGUUAACUUUGACACUAAUCCAACUAACCACAAAUAUCUCCUCAAAUACUUUGAGAAUGAUGGUACCAAAGCAAUGCUUUUCCUGAGCUUCGAUGAUGACAGGAUUGAUGCCUUUAAGAGUCAGUUUUAUGAAGCUGCAAAGCAAUAUGGUGUGAAGAACAUAAGUUUUCUGAUCGGUGAUGUUACUGACGCACAGGGUGCUUUCCAGUAUUUUGGGCUCAAAGAAAGUGAAGUGCCCCUCUUCUUCAUACAAGAAUCCACUGCAAAAUUUAUCAAACCAACUGUGGAGCCUGAUCAAAUCUUACCUUGGUUGAAAGAUUACACAGAUGGCACCUUAUUACCACAUGUUAAGUCAGAUCCUAUUCCAGUGGUCAACGACCAACCUGUUAAGGUUGUUGUCGCCGAUAAUCUUAAUGAUGUGGUUUUCAACUCUGGCAAAAAUGUGCUUCUUGAGAUUUAUGCACCGUGGUGUGGCCAUUGCCAGAAGCUGGCCCCAAUCUUGGACGAAGUUGCAAUUUCGUUGCAGAAUGAUGAAGAUGUGAUCAUUGCAAAGAUGGAUGCUACCACCAAUGACAUACCACCAGAUUUCGCAGUCGAGGGCUACCCAACCAUGUAUUUCUACUCAUCUGCUGGAAACCUCCUAUCAUAUGAACGUGGAAGAACUGCUGAGGAGAUCAUCGAUUUCAUCAAGAAGAACAAGGGCUCCAAACCUGGUGAAGCUGCUGUAGAGGAUGAUGCAGCUGAGAAUGAUGCCAUGAAGGAGCAAGAACCUUCAUCAGAGUCUGUUAAAGAUGAACUGUGAUCAAGGAGACCGAUGAGCAUAGAAUACUUGUUGCCAUUCAAAGUUUGAGCAGGCGUCUUAAGUAACAAGCCACACUAGACAGUUUCAGGACACAGUUCAGUAAUUCUGUCUUCAAGUUUUCAGGCUUGCAGGACAACAAGAUCUACUCACUGGCCUUUUGUAUCUUUUGCUAAAAUUUUGUUGUUGUAGCAUCAGCACAUUACAUCGAAGUCUGAUUUAUGUAGUCAGAUUGACAUUUAAAGUCUGCCUCUGUGAUCAAACUCAAAAUUCAUUAGAAAUUCUACGCGUGAGUUCGUUUGUUAAGAAAAUACCGAUACUACAUUUCGCUGGACCAGUAAAGGGGUCUCAGCUACA